Diorhabda sublineata is the source of this 2128-nucleotide messenger RNA. RefSeq names its product protein YIF1B-B (gene Yif1). The transcript is spliced from 7 exons. The record is from RefSeq and is a predicted model, not a curated record. Gene Ontology annotation, biological process: endoplasmic reticulum to Golgi vesicle-mediated transport. The coding region runs from base 482 to 1492 and encodes 336 amino acids. Gene Ontology annotation, cellular component: Golgi membrane; endoplasmic reticulum-Golgi intermediate compartment; endoplasmic reticulum membrane. NCBI's taxonomy places the organism in Eukaryota, Metazoa, Arthropoda, Insecta, Coleoptera, Chrysomelidae.
AAUUAUAAUACACAUAAUUCUAAUAUAUAUUUGAGAAUCUUGAAAUUAUGAUAUAAUUAUUAAUUUGCUCACAGAAUUUAUAUAUUGAAGCAUAGAUAUAAGUAGUUAAUUUAAAACCAAAAAGAUGAACAAAUUCAUUAUUCUACCACUAUUAGGACAAUUUUAAUAUUAACCCAUCUGUUAGCAAAUAUAUUUACUAUUUAGUUAUACUUUACAUUAAAAUAUAUUAAUAAAUACUACUAAAAUUUAUUUCAUUUACUAAUAAAAAUUAUAAUACAGGGGUUAAAACAAUACAAUAACUCUAGUUCCUGAUCAAUUUCUAUUUCCUGGAUCUCAGAAUAUUAACCCAAAAUUUCCAGCCAUUUCCAGCAUCAUUCCGUCACAAUGACAAUGUCAAAUCAAACGUCUGUGACGUGUAGUAGUGUCUAAAAUAUGGUUAAUUAUUUAUUAUUUAAAUUCAAUCUGAAUAAAAUAUAUUAAAAUGAACUACAACGCAAAUACUGGUGGUAGACCAUCCCUUGGCAGAAAAUUAAAGAGAGUGCCGGCUACCAUGCCCCAACAGCCGAAUAUGUAUCCGACUUUAGAUCCCGGAAUGAAUAACUUUCAACAAGGAUAUACUUCAAUGGAUACACCUCCACAGGUUACAAGUACUCCGAAUAUUUCAUCUCAAAGGCAAAACUUGAACCAACCAUUCAACAUAAAUCCAUUAGCUAGUGGAACCCCAAACAUUAGUGUUUUGGGACAACCAGUAGUACAAGAUAUGGCUCUACAGUAUGGGCAACAGUUAGCAGGUGCUGGAACAACAAUGUUAAAAAAUGAAGUUGAAAAAAUUGUACCUAUAUCAAAAUUAAAAUAUUAUUUUGCUGUUGAUACCAAAUAUGUUAUUUCUAAGAUGUUAUUGCUGUUUUUUCCAUUUACUCAUAAGGAUUGGUCAGUGAAAUAUGAACAGGAAAGUCCUAUACAACCCCGUUAUGAAAUCAAUGCUCCUGAUUUGUAUAUACCAGUAAUGGGUUAUGUAACUUAUGUAGUAACUGCCGGUUUAGUACUAGGGAUGCAAAAUAGGUUUAGCCCAGAGCAAAUAGGAAUUUUGGCAUCAUCUGCGUUAGCUUGGUGGGUUGUUGAACUGGCUAUUUACAGUGGCACAUUGUAUGUUAUACAAGUACAAAUCAGUCUUAGGACUUUAGAUUUAUUGGCUUAUUCAGGUUACAAGUUUGUAGGGACUAUUUUUAGUAUUGCUGUCAGCCUUAUAGCAGGAAGAUUAGGAUACUAUGUAUGUCUAGUUUAUUCCAGUUUCGCUUUGGCAUUCUUCCUUGUAAGGAGUCUCAAGGUUCAAGUGUUAUCUGAAAGUGUCCAGGAAACAAGUUAUUAUGGAUCCAGAGCAACUACAACUGGACACAAGAGACGUCGAUAUUUCCUCUUAUUUUUGGCCGCUGUCCAACCCGUAUUAUCUUGGUGGUUGUCAUUUCACUUAUUAGCUAAGGAAAGUGCUUAGAUUAAUUGAUAAAUAACCAUUAAACUUUAUAUAUUUUGUAACUAAUUGCUUAACAGUGUGUCUUGAUAUUAUUACAAAUUAUUAUAAUCUUAUAAAGGAUUUAAUUUUGAAAGAACUGGUAAUAUGUUUAAUCAUCUUAAAUUAGUAUCUUUUUGGAAAUUUAUUUUACUGGCAGGUUUAUAUUAAAUUAUCAGUGUCAUUCUGGAAUCUCUUACUAAAAAAUUAUUUCUACAUUAAUAGUUUGAUGUUUUCUGUUGAGAAUUAUUGCAAAAAUUACUAUUCAUUGAAACAUUGCUAAUAAAAAUACUAACCACUCUUAUCGGUACAAAUUAACUUAUUUAUAAUUCAUUUUUUUCAAGCUACAAAAUGAGCUUCCAUUAUUUUUAACAAAUAAUUAUUAUGUGUAGUGACAUAGUUCAUAGUUACAUUGUAAGUGGUUGAGCACAUAGGCCUUGGAAUAGGCCCGUCGUGUCCCUCUUGACGUUACCAAAGGCCGAUGUCAAUGAGAAGCUGAUUAGACGUUUUGUCAUGAACCAUUUAGUGAUAUGUUAAUCUUAUUUAGAUACACUGUACGCUUUAUAUAUGAUAAGUAUAACAUACAUUUGAUUUUAUAUUUAAUAAAAUGGUAUUUUUUUA